CCACCGUGCCAGGCCACGUGCGAUGGUUGCUUCUUCUAAUUGGCUCUGCUGGGCCAGUUUGAACGGUAUACGGAAGCCGCGGCGGCUCAUCCCCGGCCGCGUUUCUUUCUUUCUUUCUUUUUUUUUCCCAAUUCCCUCUCUUUGGCUCCCUCCUUCCGCGCGAGUCUCUGGAGAAGCCACAUCGCAAGGAGACGCUGCUGCCGCCCGGGGCUGGCUCGCCUUGCACCAUGGACUGGCAGCCAGAUGAGCAGGGGCUGCAGCAGGUCCUGCAGCUGCUCAAAGACUCGCAGUCACCCAACACAGCUACCCAACGCAUCGUACAAGAUAAACUCAAACAACUGAACCAGUUUCCAGACUUCAACAACUACCUGAUCUUCGUCCUGACCAGACUCAAGUCGGAAGAUGAGCCGACUCGCUCUCUCAGUGGCCUCAUCCUCAAGAACAACGUGAAGGCACAUUACCAGAGCUUUCCGCCACCUGUGGCUGACUUCAUCAAACAGGAAUGUCUCAACAACAUUGGUGACGCCUCCUCGCUCAUCCGAGCCACCAUAGGCAUUCUUAUCACCACCAUAGCUUCUAAGGGUGAGCUACAGAUGUGGCCCGAGCUGCUGCCCCAGCUGUGCAACCUGCUCAACUCAGAGGAUUACAACACUUGUGAGGGAGCCUUUGGAGCCUUGCAGAAAAUCUGUGAAGACUCCUCUGAGCUUCUGGAUAGUGAUGCCCUCAACCGGCCUCUCAACAUUAUGAUCCCCAAGUUCCUGCAGUUCUUCAAGCACUGUAGCCCCAAGAUCCGGUCCCAUGCCAUCGCCUGUGUGAACCAGUUCAUCAUGGACCGGGCCCAGGCACUGAUGGACAACAUUGAUACCUUUAUUGAGCAUCUGUUUGCUCUGGCCGUGGAUGAUGACCCUGAGGUGCGGAAGAAUGUCUGCCGAGCCCUGGUGAUGCUGCUGGAAGUGCGGAUUGAUCGGCUCAUCCCCCACAUGCACAGCAUCAUCCAGUACAUGCUACAGAGGACCCAGGACCAUGAUGAGAAUGUUGCCCUUGAAGCCUGUGAAUUCUGGCUGACGCUGGCCGAGCAGCCCAUCUGCAAGGAAGUCCUGGCUUCCCACCUGGUCCAGUUGAUUCCUAUACUGGUAAAUGGGAUGAAGUACUCAGAAAUUGACAUCAUCCUGCUGAAGGGGGAUGUGGAGGAGGACGAGGCAGUUCCUGACAGCGAGCAGGACAUCAAACCUCGCUUUCACAAGUCUCGCACAGUGACACUGCCCCAUGAGGCUGAGCGGCCUGAUGGCUCUGAGGACGCUGAGGAUGAUGAUGAUGAUGAUGCUUUGUCCGACUGGAAUCUGAGAAAGUGCUCAGCAGCAGCCCUGGAUGUUCUGGCCAAUGUCUUCCGGGAGGAACUUCUGCCCCACCUACUCCCCCUGCUCAAAGGUCUCCUCUUCCACCCUGAGUGGGUAGUCAAGGAGUCAGGCAUCCUGGUGCUGGGUGCCAUCGCAGAGGGUUGCAUGCAGGGCAUGGUGCCCUACCUGCCUGAGUUGAUCCCACACCUCAUCCAGUGCCUGUCAGACAAGAAGGCCCUCGUCCGGUCCAUUGCCUGCUGGACGUUAAGCCGCUAUGCCCACUGGGUGGUCAGCCAGCCGCCGGACAUGCACCUCAAGCCCCUGAUGACGGAGCUGCUGAAGCGCAUCCUAGAUGGCAACAAGAGGGUGCAGGAGGCAGCCUGCAGUGCCUUCGCCACCCUGGAGGAGGAGGCCUGCACAGAGCUGGUACCCUACCUCAGCUACAUCCUGGACACCCUUGUCUUUGCCUUUGGCAAGUACCAGCACAAGAAUCUGCUUAUCCUCUAUGAUGCCAUUGGUACCCUGGCUGACUCUGUGGGCCACCACCUCAACCAGCCGGAAUACAUCCAGAAGCUGAUGCCUCCGCUGAUCCAGAAGUGGAACGAGCUCAAGGAUGAAGACAAGGACCUCUUCCCUUUGCUGGAGUGCCUGUCAUCUGUGGCCACUGCCCUGCAGAGUGGCUUUCUGCCCUACUGUGAGCCUGUCUACCAGCGCUGUGUCACCCUGGUGCAGAAGACAUUGGCCCAGGCUAUGAUGUACACCCAGCACCCUGAGCAGUAUGAGGCCCCCGACAAGGACUUCAUGAUUGUGGCACUGGACCUGCUCAGCGGCCUGGCCGAGGGCCUGGGUGGCCACGUGGAACAGCUAGUGGCCCGCAGCAACAUCAUGACACUGCUCUUCCAGUGCAUGCAGGACUCGAUGCCUGAGGUCCGACAGAGUUCCUUCGCCCUCUUGGGAGACCUCACCAAAGCCUGCUUCAUCCAUGUCAAGCCCUGUAUCGCUGAGUUCAUGCCCAUCUUGGGCACCAACCUAAACCCUGAAUUCAUCUCUGUAUGCAACAAUGCCACCUGGGCCAUUGGUGAGAUCUGCAUGCAGAUGGGGGCAGAGAUGCAGCCCUAUGUGCAGAUGGUCCUCAACAAUCUGGUGGAGAUCAUUAACCGGCCCAACACUCCGAAGACGCUGUUGGAAAACACAGGUCGCCUGACGAGUUCCUCUGCCAUUCCAGCCAUCACCAUUGGCCGCCUGGGCUACGUGUGCCCACAGGAGGUGGCACCUAUGCUGCAGCAGUUCAUCCGGCCUUGGUGCACCUCCCUCAGGAACAUCAGGGACAAUGAGGAGAAGGACUCAGCCUUUCGAGGCAUCUGCAUGAUGAUAGGCGUCAACCCUGGGGGCGUUGUGCAGGACUUUAUUUUCUUCUGCGAUGCUGUAGCCUCCUGGGUGAGCCCGAAGGAUGACCUUCGGGACAUGUUUUAUAAGAUUCUCCAUGGUUUCAAAGACCAAGUCGGGGAGGAGAAUUGGCAGCAGUUCUCGGAGCAGUUCCCACCACUGCUCAAGGAGAGGCUGGCCGCCUUCUAUGGGGUCUAGAAGAGCGUGGGGACCAUCAGGUUUCUGUGUCCUCGUAGGAGGGGUUGCUGGGGAUCGCACUGCGUCCAGAAGUCGCCGAGCCCUGGUCGAGGGGGGUUAGGGAGGAGUGAGCGGGACCCAAAUCCAGAUGCCUUGCCUGUCCAUCUACCUGCCUGGCCCAGCCUAUGCGGAUGGGCAGGUGGGUGGGGCCUCCAUGCUCACCUACAAAUGGGAGGGGGGGGUGGGACUUCUUGGCGGCAAGGGCCCCUUGCUCUCAUUGGGGUUCACCUCAGGCAGCCCAUUUGGACCAGCCAAGUGGGAGGGAAGAAUCAACACAGCCAACUGAAUCUGGCUUAGGAUGAGGCAAGGGAAAGCAGGCGGGGAGGGGGGUCCUUGUAGACAAGUACACUCACACGUACACACGUGGUCACACGCAUGUGUGGGCGCUGCAGCCAACCAGGCUGGGCCAGCUGCCCCACCAUUUCCCCGACUGCAUGGAGACAGUAGAAUUAGUGAACCCCUGAGUUAACCUGUAAGGCCUUCCGUGUAACCUGCAUCUAGAGUUUAAGAAGCUUCUGCUGUUUUGCGAGAAUUGGCGGUGAUUGGGGAGGGCUGGGUGGGUUGGGGGCCUCUGCAGGGACCCUAGGGCGGGGUGGGGGGAAGAGAUCAGCCAUCUUGGGGCUACCCAGUCAGCACGUGCACGCUUUGGAUCUGCUCAGCACACUUCCUGCCAGCUCUGGCAGCCUCAGCCAGUGUGUCCCCUUCAAUGUCCCGCCCUAGCCUGGAAAGUGGGGACCUCCAGAGUGGCUGGGUCUGCCCAGCGGGCACCCUUUCUCCCUCCCCUGUGCUCCAGCGGUUUUUGAAGACCCUGCGUGGGGGGCCUUUUUCCUGAAGAGACCUGGGGUGGCCACCUGAGUUGCUGAUACCUACUUCUCUGUGACUUCUUCAGCAAAUUUGUUUCAAGGGCAGUCUAUUUCUCUGCUUCUGCAAACCCCCUUCUCAAGUUCCAGGCCUAAGUUUUAACACGAGGGUCAAGGCAGGGGCAUUAAAUUGAUCAAUGGCAGAAGACUAAGGUAUAAGUUUUGCCAACAAGAUGGAAACCGAGGACUUGGAAAAGGGAAAAAGGUCAUGUAACUGCUGAAUCCCAACUCUGGGCCUGGCACCCUGUUCAUCCUAGCUUGCAGUGGGUCCCGGGACCCUGCCAGAUUGGGGCAGUGAAUCUAGAGAAACUUUGGGGAUUGAUUAGGGGGACUGAGUCAUGAUGGGAGAGUCUCCUAGAGAGGGAGGGGCUAUGGCUACUUUGCAGUUGGUCUUAAAACUGAAACCUGACCCUGUAGGCCUCCUUAUAUUUUCCUUUUUCUCUUACUUUCUACUUUGCGGGGCCCUUUUGGCAUCUUGUGUGUGUGGGGGGGUUUGACAGGAGUCCUGUUUUCUGGGACCUUCUCCAACCAUCCUCUGGGGCCCUGGAUUUCACCCCCAUUAGCCCUGUAUCUUCUCAGACAGGGUCAGACCCUGCUUCUGUGCCCAGGGGCACUUGGUACACAUUCCAUAAGCACAGUUUUUCCCCCUGUGAAACUCCAGCAGGUCCUCUGGGAACCAUUUGUUAAAAAAAAAUUGUUUAAUUUUCUGGUAAUUCCAGUUCUUUGGAGCAGCCUCUGCUGGAACUUGGGGUUUGUGGAUGGGUCUGAUGGGAUUGGUAAUACCCUUUCUUCACCCAGGAUUUUUUUUUUUGGGGGGGGGGGUUCAAGCCACCUUCAGGGAAUGGAAGGAGAGAGCCUGGUUCUAGUUUUUUUUUUUUUUUUUUAAAGAGAUCUAUUUAAUUUUUUAAUUUAUUUUUGGUUGAUUUUUGCACAACGAAGUUUCAACUUCUCAAUCUUCUCCCCUGCCCGGGGCUGCAGACCCUAACUGGCCUGGAUCUGCAGUCCCUCUCACCCUGUUUACCACAUCUCCCUGUACCCCUUCCCCUCCUCUCCACGGGCUCCGGGGUCUGUCCAUUUGUUACUGUGCUGUGCUGGGGAUUGGUGCUGAGAUGGUGUGGUGAGAUUCCACUUGUGUAGAACUUUGUUGAGUAAAGAUCAGUUUCUUGUGAAACCCUUGGUCUCCAUCUGGCCUGCUAUGUCUACGGCUUUGACAGAAGAGGGGGGAGCCUGGGAAGCUUUAGAAAUGGGGAUGCAUAGGACUCAGACCAGGAAAAUUGGGGGAAUGGGGAAGUAAGCAGGCACUAACCAGGCGCAUUUCUUGGAAACCCAAAGCCUCUCAAUUCCCUGUAAAAUGCAAAGGUGAACCUGAAAGGCAAAGAUUAAAUGUGAUAACAUGCAGUGUGUUCUCUGUAGCAUAAUCACAGCUCAUUAAACAUCCUGAACUCACUAGAGGGAACUCAGCCAUUAGCCUUACAGCUCAGGUUUAUGAACCCCCAUCUGCCAGAUUCUGAAUUGAGUGGUAACAGUUCUGUCAUCAUUGACUGAUCUUGCAAGUCUGGAUUGUU
Molecule: messenger RNA, 5385 nt
Organism: Talpa occidentalis (Iberian mole)
Lineage: Eukaryota; Metazoa; Chordata; Mammalia; Eulipotyphla; Talpidae
Gene: TNPO2
Product: transportin 2
Exons: 25
Coding region: 228-2921 (897 amino acids)
Biological process (GO): protein import into nucleus
Cellular component (GO): nucleus; cytoplasm
Molecular function (GO): nuclear import signal receptor activity; small GTPase binding
Source: RefSeq, a predicted model, not a curated record